This is a messenger RNA of Darwinula stevensoni, 777 nucleotides long. The record is from the annotation of a GenBank genome assembly. NCBI's taxonomy places the organism in Eukaryota, Metazoa, Arthropoda, Ostracoda, Podocopida, Darwinulidae.
CGAGUGCAGAAGCAGAAGCAGAAGACGAUGCUGGAGUUGUAUCACAUGUCCACCUGUCCCUCCUGCCGAAGUGUCCGCCUCCUGGCAAAGGACAUCGGCGCGGAGUUCCAGCUCAAGGAAAUUGUGACCUUCAAGGGCGAACAUCUCACCCCCGAGUAUCUCAAGGUAGGACCAAUUCACAUCUAUUUCGAACAGGAACACCCAAAUCUUACAGUUAACAUCAAUCCGCAACACACGAUACCGACCCUGGCCGAAGGGGAUUGCCGAGCCAUCUUGCGUUACUUGAUCGGGAAAUUCGGCCCGGAUUCCCAAUUGUAUCCGAAGGAUCUGAAGGCCCGAGCCAUGGUCGACCAUCGGUUGGACUUCGAUAUCGGGACCCUCAGGUCCCGAUUCGGUCAGCUGAUGACGCCGGUGCUGUACAAGGGGGCGAAGUCCAUGGACCCCGAGAAAAAGAAGUCAUUCGAAGAGGCCCUGCAGUGGUUGGACUCCUUCAUCGAGUCCUCGGGAGGAUGCUGCGCGGCGGAUCACCUUACCAUCGCCGAUUAUCCCAUCUUCACCUUGCUAGACAACGUGAAGGUCCCGAGUCAAUGGAAUACUCCUGCUACUCUUCGAGUCGAACUAAUUGAUACUCUUGCCAUGGAGGUGGUGGACCUGUCGGCUUUCGAGAACAUCGUGAAAUGGAUGAAGAAAUGCAGGGCGGAGAUGAAGGGAUACGAGGAGAUCGAGGAGAAGCUCCUGCCGGAGAUCAAGGAACGAUUCCUCUCCAAACUCGGCUGA